AUGCUGGCCACGAGAUCGCUGUUCUUGAGACGAGUGGUGGUGAGUGCGAAGCAGAGAUGUCUGACCCGCAGAGCCGAGCAGAAGCGCACGCCUUUCCCGAUCGCCACAGAACUGCCCGGCUCUUUAUUGGCCGAGACUGACCUCCACCUCCCUCCACCUCGGAAGCCCGGGUGCCCCACGCCGUCACCGGCAGAGGGCGGUAUCAGAUGGGGAAUGGGGACACCGCGUCUCACGUCUCCGUCCAGAGCUCUCACAGCGCUACAGCGCUACAGGUUUACAUUCAAAGCCAACCCCUCAGUCUCAGCCAUCCGAUCCGCCCACCAUGUCCUUCCUCGCUCCCCGCGCCUUCCGCUCGAUGUGUACGUCACCGACAACUACGAAGCUGACACCCCAGCCUACUCCUCCGCCCCCAUCGCUAAGGGUGCCAAGCUCCCCUCCGUCCCCGUCCGCAUCAAGGACAUGGGCACCGAGAUCGACCUCUCGACCCAGCCAGGCAAGAACAUCAUCGUCACUGUCCCGGGCGCGUUCACCCCCACCUGCCACUCGCAGGUCCCCGGGUACAUCGCGCUCGCGGACAAGUUCAAGCAGAAGGGCGUCGACGGCAUCUACGUCGUGAGCGUGAACGACCAGUUUGUCAUGAACGCGUGGAAGAAGGAUCUCGGCGGUGAGGGUGUGGAGUUUACCUCCGACUCGCAGGCCAAGCUCGCCGACGCGCUCGGCCUCGGCUGGGACGUGCCCCCUCUCGGCGGCACGCGCUUCCAGCGCGCCGUCAUUGUCGUCCAGGACGGCAAGGUCGUGGACAUCAAGGUUGAGCCCGAGUCGGGCAAGUCCACCGUCACCCAGGCCGAGGAGCUACUCAAGGAGCUCUAA
Molecule: messenger RNA, 870 nt
Organism: Trichosporon asahii var. asahii CBS 2479
Lineage: Eukaryota; Fungi; Basidiomycota; Tremellomycetes; Trichosporonales; Trichosporonaceae
Exons: 5
Coding region: 1-870 (289 amino acids)
Biological process (GO): cell redox homeostasis; hydrogen peroxide catabolic process; cellular response to oxidative stress
Cellular component (GO): mitochondrion; cytosol; peroxisome
Molecular function (GO): thioredoxin peroxidase activity
Source: RefSeq, a predicted model, not a curated record